This is a messenger RNA of Sphenostylis stenocarpa, 1245 nucleotides long. Lineage: Eukaryota; Viridiplantae; Streptophyta; Magnoliopsida; Fabales; Fabaceae. The record is from the annotation of a GenBank genome assembly.
AUGCAGGAUGAGUUGAGGGAAUUGAGCACGAAGGGGUUGUGCUUUAAAUGUGGAGAAAAGUGGGGUCAUGAUCAUGUUUGUAGACUCAAGCAUUUUACAUUAGAAUUAGAGAAGGGGGAUAAGGAAAGAGUUCCGGAGGUGGUAUUAGGGAUGGAGUGGCUGUCCAAUUUGGGGAAUGUCAAAGCCAAUUUUAGGCAUUUAACUCUUAAAUGGAAGCAAGGAGGAAAAGAAUUGGAAGUGGGAGAAGGUUAUAUGAUCAAGUAUCCGUCUAUGGAGGGCCUUGUGAGUAGUCCAGUAGCUGAAAACAAUGAGCUAAAUUACAUUACUCAGGAUGAUUUUAAGCCAGUGCUACGUGAGCUUUUAGCAACACAUCCAGGGCUGGAGUUCCUGCAGAGCACGCCUGAGUUUCAAGAGAGAUAUGCUGAAACUGUAAUAUACAGAAUCUAUUAUUACAUUAAUAGAUCUGGAAAUGGUUGUCUCACUUUGAGGGAGCUGAAACGUGGAAACAUAAUUGAUUCAAUGCAGCAUGCCGAGGAAGAAGAAGAUAUCAACAAGGUUUUGAGGUACUUCUCUUACGAGCAUUUUUAUGUUAUAUACUGCAAAUUUUGGGAGCUGGAUACAGAUCAUGAUUUCUUGAUAGACAAAGAGAAUCUUAUCAGAUAUGGUAACCAUGCGCUUACCUACCGAAUUGUUGAUAGAAUAUUUUCUCAGGUCCCAAGAAAGUUUACCAGUAAGGUUGAGGGUAAGAUGGGAUAUGAAGAUUUUGUUUACUUUAUACUUGCAGAAGAGGAUAAACCAUCUGAACCAAGUCUUGAGUAUUGGUUCAAGUGCGUUGAUUUGGAUGGAAAUGGAGUUCUGACCAGGAAUGAAUUGCAAUUUUUUUAUGAGGAGCAAUUGCAUAGGAUGGAGUGCAUGGCCCAAGAGCCUGUGCUUUUUGAGGACAUAUUGUGUCAGAUAAUUGACAUGAUUAAACCUGAGGAUGAGAGCUUUAUAACCCUGCGUGAUCUGAAAGGUGGUAAACUUUCAGGAAGUGUUUUCAAUAUCCUGUUCAAUCUCAAUAAGUUCAUGGCCUUCGAAACGCGUGAUCCAUUUUUGAUCCGUCAGGAACGAGAGAAUCCAACAUUGACAGAGUGGGAUCGAUUUGCUCAUAGAGAAUACAUCAGGCUUUCAAUGGAAGAAGACGUGGAAGAUGUCUCUAACGGAAGUGCAGAAGUCUGGGAUGAAUCACUAGAGGCUCCUUUCUAA